AUGACGGCAGUUGCUCAGCCGCUCACUUCCUUCCAGCCCAGCACCCGCAUAGGAUGGACCACUAGCGGUAACGGCUUUGGCGCGAUGAACUCGGAUGAGGUCAGCAGAAUGUUUACCCCCGGACCUCGGAAGACUGCCCAGCGGCAGAACUCGUCCUCGUCAAUCUCCUCCACCGCUUCUUCGACCAGCACGAUCUCUGCAACUUCGCAGCAAGGACAGACCAAUGGCGCCGUGCAGCCCCCAGCAAGCGCAGAGGCAGGCAGCUGGGCGGCGAGAAAGAAGCCGGCACGUGGACUAUGGCCGCCUGGUAAAGCUGAGCCCGCGACUGGAAUCUCUACGGCGCGGCCGCAGAUCAUAAACUCGGCGACGUCAGGACACACGGCUUCGUCAGCCAUAUCCGCUUUACAUGCACCAAUGCUGCCCUCGCAGCAGUUGGCAAACGGCAAUGGUCAAGCGAAUGGGAUUCUCCGGGAGCAGCCACAAGCAAUGCCGCAGGCAAUCCUACAUCUUAUUCCCAUGAACGGCACUUUCGAGCGCAAGACCAUCACCGUCCCUUACGCACCAGAUGUUUUGCGGAUUGGACGGCAGACUAAUCAGAAAACGGUACCUACUCCAUUGAAUGGAUACUUCGAUUCCAAGGUUCUUUCGAGACAGCACGCAGAGAUCUAUGCCGACAGACAAGGUCGUAUCUUUAUCCGAGAUGUGAAAUCCAGCAAUGGCACUUUCGUGAACGGCAUGCGCUUGAGCCAGGAAAAUAAGGAGUCCGAGCCUCGCGAGCUGAGAGAACAGGAUGUUUUGGAGCUAGGCAUUGAUAUUGUAUCAGAAGAUCAGAAGACGGUUGUACAUCACAAGGUGGCUGCGAAGGUGGAACAUGCUGGCGUGUAUGGCCAAGGAAAUGAUGCGUUGAACUUUGGCGACCUUGACCCGAGCGCCGGACCUGGUUUAAUGCCCAAUCCACACCAACUCAAGCGAACCGGAAGUCAAGGUUCUAUCAAUAGCCGAGCUUCUAACCCUGCAGUCAGUCAAGCUGCGAUGGGUAUUGGCGGUCUCACUCAGCCGCAGCACAUGAGGAGUUGGCUCAAUCCGAUUACGACAGAGCACAUUGUGAGGAAAUUGAACGUAAGCAGAACGGCUGGCGCGGAGUCUAGAUCACGCUGACCAUUUCCAGCACGAAAUGAAACUCGCGGCGCAGCAGUCUCAAGAGAUCGCGCGGGCACGACAAGCCAUCGAGCAUAUGCUCGGCAGCAGAGCCGAUCCUCCCCCGCCACUUCCCGAGAAGAAGUCGAGUUCGGAAAAGUCGAGGCCGUCACCUACUAAAUCGAAACUGGAUCUCAUGGCACAUUUCUCGGAACCUCCAGCACCGCCUCCUCAGGCACCUUUACCGGAAAAGCCAGACGUCGCACGUGCUCUUGCAGAUCCUAUCAUCCAGCCCCUACUCCGCCGAAGCGAUACCGCAAGAACGCACUCCGGCAGUGGCUCCCCCACACGGAACGACCAUUCGGGCGACAUCUUGCGACUCUGCGAAGAGUUAAAGCUUGCUAAGGGAGAGCUGAGCAACCAAAGCGAACGGAUGAAGAACCUCGAGAAUCAGCUCGCCCAAGAGCGCACUGCUAGGGAGAGUGCCGAGGAGAGAGCUCAGAGGUUAGAGCAGCCCAGGGAUUCUCCCACAAAUGAUGGCCAUCCGAGCGCCGAUGAUAGCUCGAUCUCUCGCGAGGUUAGCAAUCGUAAUCCGGAUUCAGCCUUACAAGAACAGCUUGAUCGCUUGACGCGAUCCAUGGACGAAAUGAAGCACCAGAUGGAGCAAUAUCGCCAACGUGCAGAAAGUGCUGAAGCUGAAAGAGACGAAGCCCGCCAGACUCUCGCCGAAAUGGUGGAACAGAAGCGCAAGGAGAACCUGGAGGAAUCCAACAAGAGUAGCAAGUCACCCGCCAGCUCUCCCCGGUCACUGUGGAUAUCAUCGCCUCGUCAAGAGCCCCAAUCUGCGGAGCCAAAUGGUCACGCAUUAGCGCCAGUGCGUGUCGGAAGCCCAACUUCCAUCGAAUUGCUGGAGCGAGCUGGAGUCGAAGAAGGGAAGCCCAUAACACCGGCUCAGGUGGAAAGACUGCAACAAUUUCUGACACAGGAGGUCUUGGAAAUUCCGAAUAGGCCCAACGGGCCUGGACAUAUUGUUGCUCCUCUCACUAGUUUUACUGCGGUGGUCCUCCUUGGCUGGAUUGCGAUGCAAUACAUGAACAGCUGGCCGAAAGUCGUGGAUCGAUGA
Molecule: messenger RNA, 2260 nt
Organism: Lecanosticta acicola
Lineage: Eukaryota; Fungi; Ascomycota; Dothideomycetes; Mycosphaerellales; Mycosphaerellaceae
Source: the annotation of a GenBank genome assembly